AUGACCCUCAUCGACUCAGCGCUAGCCAAGGAUCUCAACGUCCCUAUCCACAAGAUCAAGCCUAUCCCCAUCAGCGGCAUCAGAUCACAGCAUAUUUCGGAUACAUAUGUUAAGCUAACCCUCCAAUUCUACAGGCCUAAAGCCACAGCCGAAGUCCACGCAGAAGCCUACCUUGUCGACGGACUACACACAAAACUCUUGCUUGGAAUCAAUGUCAUGGGCGCCGAAGGCUUCAAAUUGGAUUUCGAACAGAGACAAGCUACAAUCACCUCCUGCCAGGACACAGUUUUCCCUAUAGGCCUGCAAGCUAAGCUAAAUCAUGUCGCAACAAGGCCAGUCUAUGCGGCUGUCUAG
Messenger RNA from Penicillium chermesinum, 354 nucleotides. RefSeq lists its product as uncharacterized. The transcript has a single exon. The record is from RefSeq and is a predicted model, not a curated record. NCBI's taxonomy places the organism in Eukaryota, Fungi, Ascomycota, Eurotiomycetes, Eurotiales, Aspergillaceae. The coding region runs from base 1 to 354 and encodes 117 amino acids.